GACCCAGACCCAGACCCACCACUGCAGGGAAACUGCUGCAGCUGCAUCAGAGAGGUAAGGGCUUUGCAGGUCACACCAGCGGGAAGUGGGACAGAAGGAGCCAGGCACUGACCUGCCUGUCACCAGGUGCACCUUCACAACCCGUUACUCACAGCAAUUCCUCACCCCCCAGGAGAGUCCGGCCCCGUUUCCUGUGCUAACCCACCACACGCUGCCCCAGUUUCCAAGUUUGCAGGAAGACAAAUCCCACUUGCUUACAUCCUGUAUCUAUUCUCACUGCUAAACAUCCCAGCUGCCCGUGGCCACAGUCCUCUCUGCUGAUAGAUGAUGGCAGAGAGGGAAUAGCCCAGAUUUACUCACAAGGAAGGCAGCAGCACACAGUUUCUCUCAGGAAACAGCAACUUUCCUAUCCUAAAGUUCCAUUUGCAAAAUGCUUCCUAAAACUCAGUGGGUGAAACACAUCAUUUGGAGCUCUGGGAGCUGUGUGUCCUACUGCUGCAUGGGGGAUGCAUGGACUAGCCCAUGCCUUCCUCAGCCCAGCGGCAUCUACCCAGGUGGGGCUGUGAUCUCUCUUGGGCACUGCUGCAGGGAUCUGAAUGCAUUAAAGGGGUCACACGGCUCAGAAGUGGCCAGUGCUCCUUUUGGACCCCAGAGCAGAGGGGUUGCCAGUUACUGAUUUUUUUGGACUUGUCACUGAUAGGAGCAAUGCCUUUCCAGGCACCAGGCACAGGCACUGAGCUCCCACUCCAAGCUGCACCGUGCUUCACUGUCAAUCCCGGCCCAACACCCCAUUCAGACCCAAACUGUCCACACUUGUGUUGCAGGAUCUUCCACAAGUGAUGCCAAAGAUAAUCCAAGAGCCUUUGAAGCACAGAAUCAUGUACCAAGCUCACCUCCCUGGUGCAGGCAUCUUCCAGUGCUCCAUCACAGGCCUUGGCUUUAAGGUGAAGUCAGCAGUGACCAUCACCUACAGAUAUGCCACCUGGAGCAGACACCUCAGCAAGGCCUAUGAGGAAAUGUUGGUUCCUGCUGGACCCCUCUUCCACAUCAAGGUGCAGCCCAGCGUCGUGCAGGAGGUGCAUCUCCCCCACUUCCUCUGCUUCUCAGAAGGCAUAGACACCAACCUAUGCUGCAUUGCCCAUUUUAAAUUUGAGAACAUGUUCCUGGAGAGACCAACCAGGGUGGCUGUAUUCUCUGCUGUCCUGAAGAAUCCCAGCUUCUCGCUGAUUGGGGUGCUUUGGAGGAAGAUACGGUCAGCCUUGUAUUCAAUUCCUAUGCAUUCUUUGGUGCUGAUCUACCAGCAGCUCAGGGCUGCAAAUACAACUUUUCACCUCUACCUGAUCCCAGACGACAACUCUGUGAAGCAGGCCAUAGAAAACCAAGAAAAGGAUUGGAAUUCAAAGCUUAUUCCCAAGCCUCCUCCAUUCAGCCCUCUGUUCUUUGGCUGCAUUUACCAGGUGACCAGUACAGAUUUGGUGGUGAUAACACCUGAUGCACACUUGCCAUUUUGUUACAGGAGUCCUAAGGAACAGCAGCUCUUUGUUGAGAUCUACAUCAAGAACAUGGCAGAGGAAAUUGGGCUCCUUAUGAUAAACACACGUGAUAAUACUGAGGUCUGGAGGGCAUCGCUGAGACCAGGUGACAUUAAUGCUCCUGCCGUUGCCUCCAUGAACAUGUCAGGUGGAGCAUUCCUGAAGAAGCACAAGGCCAAACUUUGCUCCAGGAUGAGGCAGCUCACCAUUCUGCCGCACUUGCGGAAUGCAAACGUCAUCAAUAGUGAUGAGGAAGAGGAGCUGCAAAGUCAAAACAAGAGUGUAACAAGGAACCUCAUUUUGCUGGAUCUGAUUGAGAAGAAGGGUCUGGAGGCCCAGGAACAGCUCUACCAGAUCCUCCGUUUGAAAGACCCAUAUCUCAUUGCAGAUCUGGAGAAUUCCAGCUAGGCCUGGAAAAGCAGAACUGCUUUUGCUCCCGUUGCUCAGCUUAGGGGAGCAAUGGAAGGGCAGUUAAAGUGCGGAAUCCCAGUGUUACAAUGGAAAAUGCAAUGAUCCCUCUGAGCUUCCUGGUCCCAGGCCUGCGUUACUUGGCUGAUUCUGUUGCCAGCAGUGGACAUGACAGCUACUGGUGAGAAGCUGCUGGAGCAAGAGACCUUGGUUCCAAAUCCAGUGCCAGUGCCUUGGAUCUGUCUGCUCCCCUGAGUCAGGGCCAUACCUCUCCAGAAGCGCCAUGCAGCUGCUGGGAGGUGAAGGAGCCCCUCUCAAAGGAGCCAUAGAAAAUAACACAAGAGAUUCUUGAGGAAGCUGCUCUAGUGGAAGGUGUCCCUGCCCAUGGCAGGGCAUUGGGACUGGAUGAGCUGUAAGGUCCCUCCCAACCCAACCCAUUCCAUGAUUCUAUGAUUCAGGUUCAUGCAUCUUCAGGCAAAGUCUGACUCAACACUUGGACACGGGCUGGGAGGGGUGCAGGAAUGGACCCAUGCAGAUGGGAAGGGGAACCAGGAAGAACAAAGUGGGGUGAAGCAGAAAGGUGUUUUAAAAGGGGCCAUUUGGUUAUGAACCAGGCUGAGCCCUGUGCAGGUCACCACAGUCUGUCCUGGCUUUUUAUAUUUUCAUAUUAAACGUUUUUGUAAUCAUUUCUCUGCAUCAUCUCGCUCUGAGGUCCGAGUUUGAGUGGGUUCUGCAAGGACCAGAUGCCACCUACUGGGGAGACCUGGGUGUGCAUCGGGGGAUUUGGUGGCACCUGCUGCAGGGGGAAGGGGGUCUUUUACCUCCGGCCACGGGGUGGGAAUGGUAUCCCCAAAACUCGCUACUGGAGGGGACCAGCGUAAUGCAAAUGAGUGGUUCUGUGCAGCUGGAGCUGGA
Messenger RNA from Neopsephotus bourkii (Bourke's parrot), 2855 nucleotides. Its product is annotated as caspase recruitment domain-containing protein 8-like. The transcript is spliced from 7 exons. Gene Ontology annotation, cellular component: canonical inflammasome complex. Gene Ontology annotation, biological process: regulation of apoptotic process. Bases 840 to 1940 code for a protein of 366 amino acids. The record is from RefSeq and is a predicted model, not a curated record. NCBI's taxonomy places the organism in Eukaryota, Metazoa, Chordata, Aves, Psittaciformes, Psittacidae.